CAGCAGCAGCGGCGGCGGCGGCGGUGGUCGGUGACGGCGUGCGACCACGACAAACCUCCAUCUCGUCCUCGACACACCCUCGCUCUCUCCUUUAGCCGGCCGUCAGUCGACAAACUACUCGUCCUUUGUCACAGACAACAACAACCACCUCUACUACUACUACUGCAACGACAACCACAACGACAAGGUGCACCAGCAACACCUCCCCUCGGCCACACUGCAUAUCCCUCUCUCUCCACCGGCCAAUCCUUGACACCCUCUCCCCCACACCAACUACAUGCUCGCCGCUCGUCUCUCACACCAUCGUCUCUGAGCUAGCGGCUCCCUUCCCCCUUCCUCGACACCCUCAUUGCCAGCCCGCGGACAAGCCACAAGCAUGGCGAGGCCGCGGGAAGGCGGCGAACAUGAAGCCGCUGCUUCGGCUUCAGAGGUCAGCUACGAGGUCGUCGGUUCCCGUGAAUACCGAGGCCAUCGACGGAGGGCUUCGUCCAUCACGACGAGCCCACCGCCUCCGCCUCACGAUUUCAACCCUCCCCCAGAUUUCCACGCCGAGUCGCUGCUGCAGGGCAUUACAACUUCGUUGCCAUCGAGCUCGACGGCGUCACCGUUGCUGGCUGCUCUUGCUUCAGCGGAUGCCGAUGACGUGCCCCGCAUCGAGGGUCUGCCGACCAGCUUGUUGAGCCCAGGAGCGUGUUCGGGGGACAUUGGCGGCAACGCUCGACCACAGAUCCGCGCGCUCCAGCGAUUGUCAACCGAGUCUUUGCAUCGUGCCUCGAUUAGCUCUGGGUCGGCCGGGUCUGGAGGGUCAACAGUUCGAGACAGUGGUGGUUCUGAUGGGGGCGAGAUCCUCGCCGCCCGAAGGGACGAGCUCGUCUCCCAACUGCUUGUUCACUCCGACACCAAUGACAGUGCCGACUCGAGCAGGCGACCAUCGACCACAGGCUCGUCAAGCUCGUCUCCUCAAGAUGGUCCUUUCGAGCUGAACGUCAUCAAUCCAACGCCACCGACGUCGAUGUUGAGCCUCAGGGAUGAGGCUUUCGGUGACAACGUGCACGAGGGCGGCGGUGGUGGUGGUGGUGGUGUCACGCGGCCGAGAUCGUCGUCGUCGUCGAGCAGAAGUGUCGAGGAUGGAUCGGCCACUGUUCAUGCCUGGGACAGUGUUUGGCCAGUGGCGAACGCCAUGCACCGAGUUGCCUUUCCGCCAGAAUCUGGGGCUGGAGAUGGCUCUGUCCGCUUUCCUACGGCGCCCGUGUCUCCCUACGUCACACCGUCCUUUACACCGACAGCCAUUGCAUCCGCCGCACAGGGCUUGACAACUUCACGUCGCCUCUCCUUCUCACCCCCACGCCCAACGUCACCGUCGUUACAUAGUCCACAUGCACGAGCCACGCCAGAUCCAACACAAACAUCACCCCAACCUCAACUCCAUCGGCCCGAGUCGCACGACUUGUGGCGCCGCGACGCCGCCGCCGCCUCCGCCUCCGCCUCCGCCUCGGAGCGCCUUCAAUCAAAUACAAACCCAGCAGGCACUGGUCGUCUUUUGUCCCAAGUACGAAGCCUUCCAGCAUCCGGCACCUCCACUCCGCUGGCCAGCGGAGGAGCCGCCACCACCUCCGCCUCGGAAGCAGAGCUUGCUAGGAGUCCGUCGCACGCUUCCCCGCCCCCUCUGCCUUCGCGUUUGUCACUGCUCAGCCUUGAAUCAUCCUCAGUGACACAACUACCCACAGGCGGUGCAAGCGGCAUCAUUCGGGCAAGGUCUGCGGUUCCCGGGUCUCCGUCAUUGUCCGCCGUCCCAAGUCCUUCAGGUCGCGUCCCCGCCUUGGGCACCUCGCCGCCUAUUUCAUGGAUCCUCGGCAGUCCCAACCGACCACGCGGCGACAGCAGCGGGUUGUCCGACCAAUUCACCGACGCCUCUACCGCACCCAUACCAGUCACGGCCCGUCGCGAUUCGCACAGAUCGUUUACGCCGCCACUUCAACCUGGGUCGAACCCAAGGCGAAGAUUAUCGGAGACGGCAAUUCUUCGGCGUCCUCAGGGCCUGGCCCCUCUUGAGAGCCUCCAGCCUCCACCAUCUCCAAUCCAGCUCCCGCCCGAAAGACAGUCACCAGUGGCAGAGCAGCCACAACUGGAUUCUGCGCCACCGCAAGACGUGGACCGUGAGGACAACACCACGAGCCUCUCGCCAGCCGCCCCUGUUCGUCCGGGGGCCCCACGACGUGCGCGGUCGGAACAGGACGCAAGGGGGUUCAUGCCGGGUGGUCAGAUGUUCACCAUCUCCCCAAUUGACAAGUCUCUUAAACGUUCUUCGCCUUCCAGCACAGCGGCCCAGCUAUUGACCGAGCUUGACUCUCGUCCCGAUCCCAGAUUCUACCGCAAGUCGCCCCGCCGGUCAGCGGGAGAGCUGCCUACACUGUCGGCGCAUGACCUGCCGCUUGACACGCGCAUGGACUCUGCAUAUGAGGCGGUGUUCGAAAUGGACGAGUAUGCGGUUGACGAUGAGAAUGACUCGGACGAUAAUGACGUUGGGUUGCCUCCGAAGCUUCAACUCCCACAGGAACCAACCCAACCACCCUUUGGUCUGUCACCACCGGGUGACCUCGAGGCGACGUCUGCGAGACUUGCCGCCGCCCAGUCACAUCCCUCGACCUCAGUGGCGGCGGCACUUGUCGACGAGGGAGAUGUCCUCCCAGCCAACGGCAGCCAGAUUGCAGAGAUGGACGUUACAUUUGACGACGAAGGCCUCAACACUCUGGAACGCAUCUUCCUGCUCAGCCGAAGCGAGUACGCCUUCCAUCGUGCAUACGUUGCACGUGUCCUUGGCGACCUUUUGAGCGACGUCGAUCCGUGCGAGUCGGUUGAGUAUGUCCUCCCUCUCAUCUCGAGCUUCUCGCUCGACGAGGAUGACUCGGUCAAGGAGGCCUUUGCUGUGGACCUACACCGGAUAUUGUGGUAUUUCUUCUCGACGUGCCAUUUGGUCAAAUCUGAGGAUGACUAUGGCGAGGAUGCGUGGCAUCGUCAUGAAGCCGACUUGGACGAUCCACCUGCUCCGUCUCACUCGGACGUACCGUUGUCCGGAAGUGAGUCCACCCCACCUACCGAAGUCGUUGAAGGGCGCCACGAGAAGAGCGCCACCCCAACACAGCCGAUGGACGUUCCACGGCCUGCGGGAGACUCGUUAGACCCAGCAUUCCAAGAUGCUCUGCGCGACACUGCCAUUGCUCCUGGUUCUGGGUCUGCUUCCACACGCUAUGGCACCUCGUCCACGUACUCCACUGAGCCGCCAGGUGUCCAAACGCCCGCCACGUCCCUUUCGCUUCUGUCAUCGGACGACAAUUGUGGGGGCCUCCCACUCGACGUUCUCGACGCCCCCACGAGCCCUUCGCCCUCUGGAGACGCAGAGGUCUUUGACAAACCCGUUCUGGCUGUCGAUUUCUUCCGACCGCUACUCGGAACACUACUGCUCAGUCAAAACCCUGCCGUUGCAGACCCAGUUCGCAAUGGGAUUGUCUCGAUCAUCUCGCGGUUGAGUGGGUCCAGCCCACUAUCCGUGGAGACAUGGGGUGCCAACUGCAACCAGCCUGAGCGAACGGAGCGUCGGACAUAUCUGUCGCAAAACGGCCCGCACGCCCACGAUUUCCAGCCCUUUGACCCUGAAGCAAUGGCGCUCGUCGAGCAUGAGCUGCUCUACGGCAUUGUCCUUGGCGUUGGCACGCUGGCGACCGACGUCCCAGACUCAUUCUUUGACAACUCGGCGGAAGACACGGUUAUCCUGGAAGACGGCACCGAGGUCAGCUACAACACUCGGGACCGCGAAUACUUCCGACAGCAAAUGCUGCACGAGGCGACUCUGGGACGCGCACUUUCAUUGUCGUUUAUCGGAUCCGUCUGCGAGUUUUACACCCCUGAAAAUGUGGUGGCGUAUGGCUUUGUUGACGAGGUGAUCCGCGGCCUGGACGGCGACGCCACCACUCGUGCAGAGGCGGCCUUGACCAUGUCCUAUGUUGCCAAAGUCGUGCCUCCCGAGGACAUUGAUCGACUGCUGCCCGUGUUCAACGCCUUUGCGCGAGAUGAGGAUCAGCAGGUCCGACAAUCGGCGUGUGUGUGCAUGCCAGCUCUGUGCAAGCGGAUCCAGGACACGGCAGCCCGGCGGGAAUUUGCAACCUCGACCAUCACUGUGUUUAUGGAAUCAAGUGACGAGGUGAGGUCGGCGGCGCUCGAAGUCCUCGGUGAGGUCAUCUACGCGUUCUCGGACGACCCUCUCGGCCCGCCACCCCGACUGCUCGAAGUGUACCUCGAUGACCGCGAAGCUACAGGCGAGGAUAGUGGCUGGGAUAUGCUCGCAAGUUACAACUUCCCUGGAGUGUGCUUGACGCUUGGACCCGACCGCUGGCCAGAGCUUCGUGGCUUGUUCCUUCGCCUCGUGUCUCGCGCCGGCGACCGCGUGCUCCGCACUGUGGCCGCAUUCCUCCACGAACUCGCACAGAUCCUCCGGCCAAGCCAGGUAGCAGAGGACAUCUUGCCAGUGUAUCGGCGCUGCCUGCAGUGCUGCGACGAGAUCCGGGAGCGGAUCUUUGAGCACGUGGAUCUCAUCCUCAAGCACGUCGAACCUGACAUUGGGUGGCAGUCGUUUAGCGACCUUGUCGAUGCGUGGUCAAACGAUACGCUCGGUGGCUGGCGCGCGCGCGAGCAGCUCGCGUUGCACUUCCCUGCAUUCUUCGAGACCUUCAACAGCCGCGACCAGGUGGCGGUCGUACUCGACAUGAUGCGAAAGGCACUGCGUGAUCCUUUCGCGGCUGUGCGUGACGCGGCUACGUUUGCCGUGCCACUGUCGUACGAGACCCUUCGAAGCGACGCUGCGGAGCACGGCUCUGCAACCAAGUUCCACGACAUGUUAUUGGACCUCGCGUUCAGCGAUCGAUUCCGGCACCGCGUAACCUUUGUGCGCUGCCUCCGCGAGUUUGAGCGGCCGCCGCCAAACAAGCCAGCGUUUGAAAAGUUUUUCAUUCCAGCGCUGCCACGCCUCUGCCAGGACGUUGUCGACGUCCGAUUGGGUUUGGCGCAGUGUGUGUCUGACCUGUUUGUCCUCGGGGCUUUCUAUGGCGACCGCAAGGUGCCCGUCCCCGAUAUUGUUCGGCAGCUCGCCGCUCAGCUUGCCGAGGACGACUCGGCCGACGUGCGCGACACGAUUACGCGCGUCGGUGCCGACAAGUGGAUCUCAGAAGCGUCGGCCCCAGCAGCAAUGGAGCGGGCCAUCACCGAGGACCCGGAGGGGGUGUCGCCUGCUGUCCACGAAGCGCUACGUGAGCGACGCGAAGCGAGCGAGUUGUACGAAGAAAAGGAGUCUGGGGGAGGAGAUCGCCAUACGCGUGCCUCUCUCGCUUCGCCGACGCUCGACCAGCAGGGUGACUGGACGACACUUCGGUCGCCCGACGACGAAGAGCUCGGCGAGCUGGACAGAUCACAGACGAUCACCAAGGAUCCAUUCGCCGCGUCGUUUGGGCGUGCCACAAAGGAAUAGUAUCCAACAACCCUCCUCCCCCCCCCCAUCCACAUCAUCUUGACCCCUCACCUCACACUACACUACUACAAUCAACCCCCCCACGCAUACAAGAUACCAAUCUUGGACAUACCUAGUUUGUGUCGCUGGUGGUCAGCCGCCCGCGGGCGCCACCAACCCCCCUGUAUCCCUCUGAUUUCCGUCUCGUCUGUGAUUCCGGGUGAUGCGCAGUAGGCCGCCCGGGAUCCACCUGUUUCGCAUAGCGCAUAGCACGCAACUACACGAUGGGAGGCAUUAUGCACUGCUGAGUGUGGAGUUGGGUGCAGGGGUUGUGGUGUGUG
Molecule: messenger RNA, 5838 nt
Organism: Vanrija pseudolonga
Lineage: Eukaryota; Fungi; Basidiomycota; Tremellomycetes; Trichosporonales; Trichosporonaceae
Gene: Ppp4r1
Product: Serine/threonine-protein phosphatase 4 regulatory subunit 1
Exons: 5
Coding region: 377-5518 (1713 amino acids)
Biological process (GO): protein dephosphorylation
Cellular component (GO): cytoplasm; protein phosphatase type 2A complex
Molecular function (GO): protein phosphatase regulator activity
Source: RefSeq, a predicted model, not a curated record